Dinoponera quadriceps is the source of this 954-nucleotide messenger RNA. RefSeq lists its product as uncharacterized. The transcript is spliced from 3 exons. The coding region runs from base 21 to 854 and encodes 277 amino acids. The record is from RefSeq and is a predicted model, not a curated record. Lineage: Eukaryota; Metazoa; Arthropoda; Insecta; Hymenoptera; Formicidae.
ACCGGCUAACCAAUCCUACAAUGAUGAAGGUACUCGUCAGCAUCGCCCUUUUGGCGGCCGUGGUUCUCGCCGAGCCGCCGAGGUUCAGUCCGCAGUACCAGCAGCAGAGACAAUAUUACUUCGCUCGUCAGCAAGAGGAGACGGCCGAUAACGCUCCUUACUCCGCGUCGGGCUGGAAACCGGCGGGGCCAGCUUUUAAUUUGCCGGAAAGACAAUUCGCCGGCGCUCAGCAGUCUCAGCAGCAAUACGGUGCACCGACUGCGCCUCAGCAGCAAUACGGAGUUCCACCCGGUCCUCAGAGAGAAUAUGGAGUGCCAAGCGAGUCCACGACGACCGAGAACCCUAACAAUGACGACGAAGAGGUAUCCACCGUUCAAGGCAUCUCUUCACCGGAGUCCGAGGCCGCGAACGCGGCGAACGAAUUCGAGGACGAAGACCAGGAUGAAAAGCAGCAACCGCAGCAGAUCGGGGAGUACUACGUGGCCCUUCCCGACGGCCGUCUUCAGCGCGUCCGAUACGCCAGUCGUCAGGACGUCGAGGCUAUGAAGUACUUCGCCAAGAUCCGUGCCGAGAACGUGGAACCCCUUCGCGGACCGAUCUACGCGUACGCGCCACUGCAGAAGCUGCAGAUAGUACCGGCCGGCUUGCAAGCGUCUGUCGCACCUGCGGAGCGGACCAACAACAAGCCGCAGAAACUCGAGAUCGAGCCGGUGGCAGCGCAGGUGCAGUACCAAUACGACAACCCCUCGAGCGUGGUACCGUUGGCCAACCCUCUCAGCGCUACCUACACCACCUACACGACGAACUAUCAAGUACCAGCCGGCGACUCUAGAUUCCUCCUCACCUUCCAGUAAAUCGGCCGGAACAUUCGACACGAUUUCACUCGCGCCUCAUAAAUAUAUGUUGCAUUGUGCAUGUUGCGUAACUUGUUGAUAAGUGCGGAUUCACGGUUAA